AUGAGCCCCAGUCUCACGCCUGCUCCGGGUGACUCAAAAUCCAACGAUCUCUUGAACUUGCUCAAGUUCAACUCCAACCAGCUUGCCUCUGGCAUGAGUCCUUUGGCUUCUCUGCAGAACAUUGCUGCUCAGAACCCAUCUCCUCAGCUCCACNNCCCUGCCCAGCAACAGUCUCGAUCUGUCUCAGCUUCAGAUCUGGUCGCCUCUUUCCAUCAGAAGCCAUCGAGCGCCUCUUCUCUGCGUAUCUCAAUGGCCUCGCCUCAGCCUGAGCAAAAGUCACAGCAGCCUCUGGGUGAUGCUCAGAACUUCCUCCUUGGUCUUCUGAACCGCCCCAAGAACGGUCCCGCCGCCGACAUCUCGUCCCCGGCCAUGCAACCUGCUCAAGCUACUGAGCCUAUCAUCAACGAGCCUGCUCCUUCCGCCGCAGCCGUUGAUCCCCAGGACCCUUCUGUACGUCUGUUUGGCAGCGCCGGAUCCCGCGAGACUACUCCAUUCGAAGGUCCUUCUCAGACAAAGAAGCCGGUCUUCACCUACGUCAACCCCUUCGAGCAGAUGACUGCUUCGUCGCCCAAGCCCGGCCUCAAGACCGAAGGCCCCAAGCACCAACGCGAUGUCUCUCAACCCGAAGACACUGACAACGGUCCUCCCAACGCAAAGAACCGCAAGAUCACAUCUUCGGUUCCCUCACCAUCUCCUUCUCCUCGCCCAGCCCAGCCAUCGACCGAUGCUCAUCAAAGCGUGGCCGAGGCUCUCAGCGGCAUUGGCGAGAAGGUCGACAAGCAAGUUGANAAAGCACUUGCCCAAGCCGACGGUGCCACAUCUGCCUCGAAAGAGAAGACAAAGGCUACCGAGGAGGUCGCGGAUAGUUGGGAGAGCGCUGACGCUGACGAGUCUGGUAAGGACAGCAAGGAUUAUGCUGUGCGCGUUUACAACUUCCCCAUGAGACCUUUCGUCUCUAUCACCAUCAACAAGGACAACCAUGCCACUGCUAUGCGUUCCGACUCGCUCAUGGACAUUGCUCGUCUAAAGAAAGACUUUGAGCAGAUCGACCGCGCGCUCGUCACUGCUUCUCCCAACCACAUUGUCUAUGCCAUGUCUAAGAGCGGCGGUUUCCGUGUAAUCCGCCAGGAUUCUGGCAAGGACAAGCAGGUCUUCCGCUCCACUGCCGAGCGUGUCUUCAACGUUCAGAUCUGCACUGCCAGCGGCACCCACAAGGACAUCGAGACAGUCCUCGCGACCGGAGUUAACGGCUCUGUCUUCUGGACCAGCAUCAACAAGGUUGAGGGCGAUUCCUUUGACGACCUGGACCUUGAGUCGCAAGGUUUCGUGCUACCUCCCGUCCCUGUUCAAGAUGACAACACCUCUGGCAGCCCUGUUAAGACCAGAGCCAAGAUGAGCUCGCGCAACGCAGACUUCUUUGCCAUCUCGAGAGGCAAGUCCAUCUACAUUAUCUCGCCUUUCGUUGCUCGCCAGAACCAAUACACCGAUAAGAAAUCUCGUGUUGUCGACAACGACAAGUACCUGCAAGAGCGCUGCUUGAAGAUUUCGACAGGCAAGGCUGGUAAGGACUUUGCCUUCAGCGGCGAUGACAGCCUGCUUGCAUCGCUCGACAAGAGCGGACGCAUCAAGUUCUGGGACAUCCGUGACAUGGCACAACAAGCCCGUGAGACGGCUUCCUCUGGCAAGCGCCCUGCUUUGGAGCGUAAGGAUCCCCUGCUCACCUUGACCACAACUCUCCCUGCCGAAAAGGCUACCCCUUCGUCCAUCAUGUUCGUUGACAAGGAGAGACCAUGCGUUAAGGGCGUUGCUCUCCGCUACCUGCUUGUUGGUCUGAAACAAAACCACAUCCUCCAGCUCUGGGACCUUGGCCUCAACAAGCCUGUUCAAGAGCUCCACUUNCCCCACGACAAGGACUCUGAUGCUAUUUGCAGCAUCUCCUACCACCCCAAGACAGGAAUCAUCGCUCUCGGACACCCCACCCGCAACUCGAUCUACUUCAUCCAUCUGUCGGCUCCUCGCUACAACAUCCCUAGCAUGGAUCAAGCGAGAUACACAACUAUGCUUGCUGAGCAGGACCCCAACCUGCCUCGUCCUGAGUCUACUGCUAUCAUGAGCGGUAUUCGCGAGCUGUCUUUCGCUUCCAAGGGUCAGCUGCGCAGUGUGGACAUGCUCCACACCCCUGUCACUACCGAGGCUUCCAACGACGUUCUCUUCGAGCUGUAUGCCAUGCACUCUAAGGGUGUCACUUGCAUGAACAUCAAGCAUGAAGACCUGGGCUGGAGCCGCGACAACAAGGUUCUCCAGCCUGUCGAUGCCGAGACCUCGGGUUUCAUCUCAGUCGCCAGCAUCUCUCCUAACGCAGCCACUGCUGAGGCACCUCCUAAACCCGCCAAGGCUGCUGCCCCUCCUGUCUCUGAGAAGUCUGAGCCUGCUAAGCCUGCUCCCGCUGCUACAAAGCCUGCUACCAAGCAGGAGCCUGUGGUUAAUGGCGCUUCCAAGGCUGAGAAGUCGAAGAAGGCUGUUCCGGAACAGAACACUACUGAGGCUGCAACUAACCCUGCCAUCCUUACUCCUGCCUCAUACGCUCUGGCCGCUCGACCCAAGGCUUCUACUACCGAGGCUGCUCCUUCAACCAAGGAGCCUACUCCUGCUGUCACACCAUCAGCUGCACCUAUUGAGAAGCCCGCAAAGAACGCCGAGGUUGCAACUCUUGUUGACACCGACACCAUCAACCAGGCUGUCAGCGACGUUCUGUCCAGAGAGAUCGACUCACUGUACCGUAGACUCGAUGACGACAAGCGUGUCCAAGAUGCUGCUGCCGCUGCUAAGCAAGAUGCCGUCCUACGCCUUGUGUCUAGCACUUUGACCGACAACGUUGAGAAGACUCUCAACAAGAUCAUCGCCACCAACAUUACCAGCAGCGUUGUUCCUGCUAUCGUUGAGACCAGCUCCGCCUUGUUGAAUGAGAAACUUACCGCUGCUGUCUCUCAACAUGUCGCAAAGGUUGUGCCCGGCGAGCUCAAAGCUUCUUUGGCUCCCGCCAUCGCAGCUGCACUGCAAGAGAAGGAACUUCAGCGCGUUAUCUCCGAUCAGACCGCCUCCAAGCUCGCCCCUCAGAUCGAGCAGUCGUUCGCCACCGUUCUGCGCAACUCAAUUGUUCCUAACUUCACAAACCUCGCACAGACCUCGACAAAGAAGGCAGUUGCCGAUGUUGAGCGCCGCUUCACUGAGCAGCUCCGUGAUGCUGAGGUGCAGCGCCAGAAGGACAAUGCUAAGAUCGAGCAACUCUCGGACUUGGUUCUCGGACUGUCAAAGACAAUUCACGAGAUGGCUGCUGGACAAUCCGCUUUCCAAGAGCAGAUUCUCAAGCUUCAGCGCCAGAUUGCCGGUGACAACUCAACACGCUCUGCUGUAUCUACUGAGGCCGAUGUUGUGGCUUCCAUCGAAGAUCCCGAGUUGGACGGCAUAACAGCCCUGAUGACCCAGGGCAGAUACGAGGAGGGAACCAUUCAGUGGCUUCAGUCUGAACGCCAGGGCGAGCUCUUUGACAAGCUUUUCGUCCGCAUCAACCCUCAAUACCUGCAGAGACUUAGCCCACUGGUGUCGCUCUCUGUUUCGGCCGCGCUUACUUCGUCGUUCGAGCAGCACGUCGACGAGCGACUCUCUUGGCUCAGCACUGUCUUGUCAACCAUCAACCUCAACGACGCCGAAAUUAGAGAGGUUGCUCCUAAGAUUAUGGAUGUUCUCCAGCAGCGCAUGCAGGGAGCAUACAUGUCGAUUGCCGAGAACAACGCGCAGGACCCUGCCUUGCGCAUCGUCUCUGGCCUCUCUCGCCAAAUCAACGACAUCAAGAAAUUCGCUGAGCACGGUCUUUAA
This is a messenger RNA of Aureobasidium musti, 3876 nucleotides long. The record is from the annotation of a GenBank genome assembly. NCBI's taxonomy places the organism in Eukaryota, Fungi, Ascomycota, Dothideomycetes, Dothideales, Saccotheciaceae.